AUGGCCUCCUUCGUCUCCGCCUCGUCAGCCACCUCCACCACAGCCGCCAUCACCCUCCUCCGCUCCGCCCCGUCCGCCUCAAUCUUUGGCCCGUGGGCGGCCCAGGUCAGGCGCUCGCUGCUCGCGCCCCCUCUGCGCGCGGCCGCGGCGGCGAAUGGGUCGACGGUCAAGAUGAUGGAGAGCAAGGUCAAGAGCAAGAAGAACAAGAAGGGCGCCGGAGGAGGCGGCCUCCCCGCCGCCAUCGACCUCGAGAUCCGGGAGGCCGAGGAGUACCUCGCCACCGACGUGCAGGAACCUACACCAGAUGACUUUCCCUUUGAAAUCGUUGACGAAGAAGGGAUGAGCGUGGUUGUUCUUAAAAAGGACUACAAGGAUGAGAAGAUCGAGGUCAUUGUCAGCAUGCCUAACAUGGACGCGGAGCCUGAGUUUGAUGAAGAUGAUGAUGAGGAUGCUGCCAAGGACGAUGACGACGAAGAUGAGGGCUCCGAAGACAGUAGCCUCUCCAUGAAGGUGGUAGUCUCCAAGGGAACUGGCCCGAAACUCGAGUUCACCUGCACUGCCUUCCGUGAGGAGAUAACCAUCGACGAGAUGCUGAUAUCAGAGGAAGCCGAAUCCGAUGCAGAGAAGUUCCCCUUCGAGGGCCCUGAAUUCACCGAGCUUCCUCCGAAUGUGCAGAAGGGCCUGUUCAAGUUCCUGGAGCUACGUGGGGUGACCCUGAAGACCACCAACUUCAUGCACGAUUACAUGGUGACCAAGCAGACCAAGGAGUACGUCCGGUGGAUGACCAAGCUCAAGGACUUGGUCCGGCAAUGAGAUCAAAGAGAUGGCUUUGCCGUGUUGCUCGACAACAUUUUUUUGGUAGCUUAGCCUUUUAAGCACGCGUAGCAGGAGCACUGAGAACUUUGCGAAGCUAUUACUGUACUAUGCCGCGUAUCUAUCUGUAGUUCUGUAUCGGUCCUGUGUCAGUUCUUGGUCAGUUCCUCUUGUGUUUCCUGGAACUGGGCUCCGAAAAUCUUGUAGCAUGCGAGAUUACCACCUGUGUAACAAGACUCUUGCUUAGUUUAGUGAUGCUAAUAGCUGUUGUUAUCCCUUU
Messenger RNA from Lolium rigidum, 1093 nucleotides. RefSeq lists its product as uncharacterized. The record is from RefSeq and is a predicted model, not a curated record. Gene Ontology annotation, cellular component: mitochondrial matrix. Bases 1 to 813 code for a protein of 270 amino acids. The transcript has 3 exons. Lineage: Eukaryota; Viridiplantae; Streptophyta; Magnoliopsida; Poales; Poaceae.